GUAGCUUUUCCUUUUUUUUUCCCUAUGAACGCUGUGGCACUGAAGUAGAAUGCAUUAUGAUUUUAUUGCAAAGAGUUACACUAGAAACUGCUAUCAUGGACACCAAGCGCAAAGUAGCAAUCUUGCGUGCCGCUUCCUAUUCAUCCCUCACUGACGUAUAUCUUAAAAAUACAAAAUGAAUGAGCUGACCAAAACCUGUGCUCCUCCUAACACGAAACGCAGCGUUUAGACAUGAACUCCCAGGUCCAUUCAGACUAAUGCAGCGCCUGUCUGUAUCGUCAUAGCGCCAAUAAGGUAUUAGUUAGGGUUCGUAGUCUCUGCCCUCACUUGUGGUCUCUGUUGUCCCCAUGGUGACAAAACAGUAUUGACCAAGCAAGAACGUAAUGUGGGUCUCUUAGUUGGGUAUUCGUUUGUUGCCAGUUGAAUUUUCACAGUGUGCCCAUAUAAUCGUAUGUAUUUUGCUUUUAGUGCGAAACUGCAUCCUGAAAGUUUUCGUGAGUGAUUUGCCUUUUUUUCUGCAAGAUGCCUAUAAAAUUUCGCAGUAAAAAUGAAACUUACAGUAACGGUCUUCCGGCCAAACAGAAAAAAAUUCAUAAAGCUACGUCGCAAGUGCACCUCACAAAUGCGUCUCAGGAUUUUGGUUUGAAGGGUUCAAAUAUGCAAAUCAAUUUUCGAAUGGGCUCAAACCGCGUCUACGAGGCGCUUUCAAUCGACAAACCUCUAUCGAUUUCGGGUUGUAAGUCCGAGGAUUGUCUGCACGCUUCUCUCCGCCGCGAGACGUUGACGACGCGAAAGAUUUUGUCGGAUCGACCAGCAACAGCUCUUCUAUCCAAACGAAACCCUUACUCUUCCUUGCACCGCCAAGCGACAAGUAGUUCGUCUUCUCGAGAAGACCGUUCAGCGAAGCCGCAAAGAGACUGGAUUCCACCUCCACACACCAGUCGUCAAUCGUGGUCCAGCAGCAUCGAUAGUGAGCUGGCAACUGUUGGCAGUUACGAUACGGCAACUGAAUAUAGUCUCGAAGAUAAACAGUCCUUUGCGGUAUUUAGCAGCGCUUCCUGUGACAGCCCCGAACGUCUCGAGCCCGACACUUCGCUGCAAGAUAUCAACGAUCCGGUUUUUGAACAGGAGACACCAGCGCAUAACUUCAAAAAGCCAAUUAUAUCCAUUAUCAACCCAAGGCAAUCAGGCACAUUCCAGCCUUUGGAUUGCAUGCAGUAUAAUAAUCACGAUGCACCCACAAAAAAUGAAACAGAUCCUAGGUCUCAUCGGUCUGAAUCUUAUACGAUUAAUGACCAAUCACAAUCAAACAACAGGCAAUCUGCUGCGUCCCCUACACCGGAACCUAUGACUGUACAAAACGCCAAUUGUAAUCCAUGUACAGAGGACAACAACCUCCAACGCCCAUCCGCAGUGGCUGACGUUAGUGCGCAUGGCAAUAUUGCACCUGUUUCUGCAGCACCGGAUGCAUCAAAUUUAACCGACGAUUCAGUGGAUGAGAUGAGUAGUAUUCGCAGUCCGUCAGGUGGAAGCGAAAAACCAAUACAUCAAUCAUUUCAAAUUGUCACGCAAAGGCAGGAGCCAGAACAAAAAAACGAAGAAACAAGGAAAGAUCAAUUAACUAAAAAGGAAAAUAAUGUGUUGUCAGACAUAUUAAACUUUCUAGACGAUGCUAAUAGUGACACACCAGUUUUACGGUCACCACUUCUUGUAAUAAAUUCAGAGACGGAAUCAAAUGCUGAAGGAGGUUUUAGAAGAGCCCGUUGCGAAGGCGUCUCCAGGUUACACGGCAUGAGCAUGGCUGAGUUAAUCGAAGAGGUCCUAAGUCUUCAGAUGCUAGUUGAGGAUAAAGACAAUAAAAUCUUGGUUAUGGAACGAGCUCUCCAACAUCAGAGAGAACUUUUGGCGCGCAAUGUGAAAACAGCCAAGCGUGAACUGAACUUGCGUUGUAAAGCUCAAAAGGAGGAAUACGAGACGAAUACGAGUCGCAACUUUCAGUUCAUACAGCAGCUUGUCGAGGAAAAGAAGAGGCUGGCUGAAAAAUGUGAAUCGUUGGCCGCCGAAAUGCGUCAGCAGACCGUCAAAAUCGAAAACGAAAAGAGAAUGAGCGACGAAAGGCAUAAUGCCGAAAUCCGUCGAUUAAAGCAGGCAUUGGGGAAAGAUCAACGUUCUCAUCAAGAGAAAUGGUUGGCUGAUCGAACUGAACACAUACGUGAAGCAACGGCAAGAGGGCUAGAGCCAGAGUUGCGGCGACUUAUGAGUCAGCACCACACCGAGUUACAGAGCCUGCGCUCUAUUCAUCAAGAAGAACUCAGUCGGAUUGAGCAGACUCACUUGAACAAAACUGCUCAACAACUAAACGCGCUUCGAGAGAAAAUGGACAAUGAUCGUGAAGAAGCCUGCGCCAAAGAACGUGAAAUAAUGCGUGCAAAAUACGACAAGCAAUUAGACGAAAUGGAGGCUAUUCACGCGUCGAAAUGUCAGCGAAUGCAGAUUGAAAUCGAGCGGGAGAGGGCUCGCUGGAGUGAAGAAGAGUCCCGGAUGAAGGCCCAGGAUGAUGAAAGAAUGCGUCGUCUUGAAGAGAAACGCCGAAAAGAAAAUAUUGCAGCUCAGCAGUUGUUACAGGCGGAAAUCGGGACGCUCAAGCAGCAACAUGUUGAGCAUCUCGCUCAACUGAGAAAAAAUUGGGAAGAGGAAAAGCAAGAGGAAAUUAGAGCCAUAAAGCACCAUUUGGAAAUGGAUUCCAACGAACGUGAAAGGCGGCUCCUGGAAACCCAAAGAAAAGAGCGUGAUGAAGAAGCACAAAAAUUGAAUUCUCAUUUUUCGGCCGAGCUCAAACGGCAACACGAACAAUGGAGAAAAAUGUCGGAAGAGCAACUGGAGCGCGUUAGGGAAAAAAACGCGGAAGAAAUAAGUAGAUUAGAUCAAGUUGAAUUCGAAUUGCGCAACAAACUGGUUGAAAUGCGACGUACCUUAACCGAUCGCGAUGAAGAAUUGGCUGCUUUACGGCUGACCCUUUUCCAGAUCGUAAAGGAAAACAAAGAUAUUAAGAAAACGUUAGAAAAAUUUUCUGCGGAGCGCUCGGAUCUAAGGAAAGUUCUACAGAAGGAAUUGGACGAUGAAUUUCUUAAACUGAACGAGGAAAAGAGGGAGCUCCAAGAAGAUUUUAGCCGGCUGAAAUCCGAACACCGCAUAGAAAUAAACAAAAAGAUCUCGGAGAUAUCAAAUCUGUCCGCUACGCAUGAACAAAUGCUAGGAGACAUCCACGAAAAAGUUAAACAAGCCGUUGCCAAAAAAGAUGACGCAUUGGCACAGAUGCAAGAAAAGCUUAAAACUGCCAUUUCCCGUUGUCAGCAUCUGGAGGAAUUAUUAGACCGGCAACAAAGAGAUUUGAUAAUACGGAAAAAGUGAGCAAUACUGGCGAUCCAGGAUAUGCCUAUACUGUAGACGUGUCGUGCGUCUUUUUUCAACACACCUUACCGUUAAAACGCCGUCCUUCUUGCCCAUCGCUAUUUUCAAAGUGUUAGCUUUUCUUCGUUGCAUUAUGUUUGGUGUUCUAGCCUUAUAAAUCUAAAAUGUUUCCCGAAUGGAAAAGGAAACACAAUUUGCAACGUUAGGACGUGCAUAUUUGAGGUUUUCGAUCAAACUCGACUACAUAACUAUUUACUGGAAUGCAGCCUCAACUCCUCGGCGUUCAUAAAUUGAAAAUUGGCGCAGCAUAAUAUUCCAUCUGAAGCGUGUUAUAUUUCGAGAUGAAAAAUGCGUUUAGUUUUCAGCUUGGAUUCUAGUGGGACGCUCCUGGCGACGUAAUGAUGUGUCCAUCAUUGAAAAGCUCUGUACGUUACAAUAAAUGAAAAGGGAUGUUUGAUUUUCAAAA
This is a messenger RNA of Daphnia magna, 3877 nucleotides long. RefSeq names its product centrosomal protein of 131 kDa. Gene Ontology annotation, cellular component: centriolar satellite. Bases 523 to 3411 code for a protein of 962 amino acids. Lineage: Eukaryota; Metazoa; Arthropoda; Branchiopoda; Diplostraca; Daphniidae. The record is from RefSeq and is a predicted model, not a curated record. Gene Ontology annotation, biological process: intraciliary transport involved in cilium assembly; regulation of centrosome duplication; cilium assembly. The transcript has 9 exons.